GGAUGAUGUUGAAAAUGUGGCUUCUGUUGCUUGGCCUUGCUGUGACCUACAGUGAUGCUGCUGGACCAGGCAGCUGUGUGGGUCGCUGUGGUGAGACGUUCACCAGAGGCCAGCAGUGUACCUGUGACUUAAGCUGCCUUCUACAUAAUGAGUGCUGCCAAGACUUCCAGGCUAUUUGCACCACUGCUCAGUCCUGUCAGGGUCGUUGUGGUGAGGGAUUCCAGCGCGGUCAGCUGUGCGAGUGCGAUCCACAGUGCAUCCACUACAACACCUGUUGUCAUGACUACCAGCUACACUGUGAUGCCAGUGUGUCCGUUUCACAGUCCAGGACUUUCCAGUCUCUGAGGGCUGCAGCUUCAGGAAAACGUAAAUCAGAGAAGAGCAGGAAAAGGUCCAACAGUGAGAGCGAGGAAUGGUACACAGCGAGGCGUUCCUGCCCACAGUACCCUGGGGCUCAGUGCCCAGGUACAUUAGGCUCUCUCAACCCACUCCCUGCCAGCUCUUCUGGUCCCACCCCUCCAGUUAUACCAAUCAUUCAACCACAGCAUGGUGUGAGAAACAUCCCUGUUGGUCUACUGCCAAUGUCCAGCACUUCCUCUCAUGGUGGAGCUCCACACUCACCAGCCCCUGGCUCCUCUCUGCCCAGCUACAGUGCUCCGUCUCUGGGCAGCAGUGGUCCCGUCAGUCCCUCUGGUCCUGGAGCUGCUGGUAGAAAUUUGAACGUCCACCUGGUCUUGUCACCUGGGGGAGUGGCUCCAUCUGGGCCAAGUCAAGGUCUCAGUGGCCCAGCAGGCUCCAAGCCCAGACCCAGCACCCUACAGGACAUAGCCCAGGCCUUGGGUCUCUCGCUGGUGGAAGCAGGUUCUGAGGGACCAGGGACAGGACUACUUGCUGAUGUCGACCUAUGCAGUGACUCUCCCAUCAAUGGACUGACAGCCCUCAGCAAUGGGACCAUACUGAUAUUUAAAGGUGAUCUGUUCUGGUCAGUGGACCCUGUCAGUCGCUCAGUCGGUCGUCCACAGAGUAUCACAGACACUCUGGGUGUCUCCUCUCCCAUCGACACUGUCUUCACACGCUGCAACUGCCACGGAAACACCUACAUAAUCAAAGGAGACCAGUACUGGCGUCUGGAUGGGAACAUGGUGAUGGAGCCGGGCUACCCCAAACCUCUGGUGUCCGAGUUCCCAGGUCUGACAGGAAGCAUCAGUGCUGCACUGCCAGUACCAGCCACAAGGAGCAGACCGGAGACUGUGUACUUCUUUAAGAAUGGAGACAUCAUGCAGAGGUUCACCUUCCCAUCAGGCAGCGUUCCACCCUGCAGCAAGACAUCAAGAAGCUCCUUUCAGAAGCGUUUCGCUCGCCAGGCCGAAGUUCUUCUCAGUGGUGAAAUCAACAUCAAAGUGUCUCUGAAGGGAUUCCCCACCCCAGUCACCUCUGCUCUGUCCAUGCCCAGCCUUCAGACGGGUGACCGAUACGAGCACUACGUCUUCUCUGGACCUCUCUUCUUCAGUAUCCAGAUUUCAGGCAACCUACCUUCCCUGGCCAAACCUGACCCGUCUGCAGUCUUCGCACCCCUACCCAUCACCAGCCCUGCUGUUGUCGUGGCAACCAACUCUGCCAACAUGGCAGCUCAGAAUGCUAAGCCUCCCAACCCAGGCCCAGCCAACUCCAUCAGAGUUUGGCUGCGUUGUCCAUAAGAACAUCCUGAAAAGGUUCUUUUCUGGUAUUUUCUGCAUUUCUACUUGGUAAAUAUGUCUACUGGACACAGAGUAGCAAUUUACUAGUUUAAUAAUAUGUUGAUAAAAUGAUUUUUUAUUCUCGGGAAGUGAAUCUUUCUUAAAAUGUCAACUAAAUGCCAUAAAACCUCAAACUUUCCAAAUGCUAGAGAGCAGAAGAGGUAGCUUUUACUGGAGUAAGAACCUUCCUUUCAUUUUCCAUGGCUGUGUAGUCGGUAGAAUUUAUACAUUUUGAAGAAUGGGGCAUUUAUAAUGUGGCUUGAUUGUUUUAGCACUACAGUAAUUGUGUCCCACAGCUACAUCCUGUUUCAUUUAAAAUUUUGUUUUGAAGAUGGAAGCAUGACAGCAUUGUACUGGUCAUUUAAAGCCUUAUGGUAGCCAUCUUAACCCAUUCAAAUAUGUUACAAACACAAAAAAAGUAUUGUAAUAGUGGAGUUCUAUUCUAAAUGCACUCAUGAAUCAUUAGAAAUAUAUAUAAAAAAUACAUUAAAAUACGUUACUAUAUAUUCUUUAAUGUUAAUUCCAAUGGAUAAUAAUGCUUUCUCAUGGCUGACUGAGGCAAGGAGCAUACAUCCAAUCAAAUGAGUUUUUGCAUUUUUACAUCCUAGAAAGUUAUACACAUUGAAUGGACAGAGGAUCUGAAGGG
Molecule: messenger RNA, 2382 nt
Organism: Dicentrarchus labrax (European seabass)
Lineage: Eukaryota; Metazoa; Chordata; Actinopteri; Moronidae
Gene: prg4a
Product: proteoglycan 4a
Exons: 14
Coding region: 3-1697 (564 amino acids)
Biological process (GO): immune response
Molecular function (GO): scavenger receptor activity; polysaccharide binding
Source: RefSeq, a predicted model, not a curated record